AUGGGGACGGCAUGCCUUUGGGGCCGAACACGCGAGCUUGAGCUUCGCAUCACAGCCCACAUGGACAGUACGAGACUACGCAAAGAAGGAAACGAGGAAAAGAUCAUCAUCGAGUGCAUGAACUCCACCAGCCAUGGGCCUGUGAUGGCAUCUCGACCCUUGAGCUCAACGUUCGCCAAGACUCAGUCUGCAUGA
Molecule: messenger RNA, 195 nt
Organism: Penicillium verrucosum
Lineage: Eukaryota; Fungi; Ascomycota; Eurotiomycetes; Eurotiales; Aspergillaceae
Exons: 1
Coding region: 1-195 (64 amino acids)
Source: RefSeq, a predicted model, not a curated record